Pristis pectinata (smalltooth sawfish) is the source of this 2640-nucleotide messenger RNA. It is a transcript of the gene dtwd2, whose product is annotated as DTW domain containing 2. The transcript is spliced from 6 exons. The record is from RefSeq and is a predicted model, not a curated record. Lineage: Eukaryota; Metazoa; Chordata; Chondrichthyes; Rhinopristiformes; Pristidae. Bases 1 to 678 code for a protein of 225 amino acids.
AUGGCUUGCCGUCCUCAGAAGGUUUGCCUUUGCCCAUUCCUACCGGUUCAUCCAUUGAAUGUCUCCACAUGCCUGUACAUAGUUCAGCAUCCAGCAGAGGAGAGUCGAGUGCUGCGGACUGUGCCUCUGCUGGCUGCCUGCCUUCCAGCUGACAAGUGUAAAGUCUUUAUUGGACGGCGUUUUAAUGAGGACAGGCAUCCUGAACUUGCAGCUGUUUGCCAGAGUGUUAGUACAUUAGUCUUGUAUCCUGGACCUGAGGCAAAUAACCUGGAAGAACUUGAACUUGAUCCAUCGCUGUCUCCAUACAAUAUUAUUAUCAUCGAUGGGACAUGGAGCCAGGCCAAAGGCAUGUUUUAUGGAAAUUCCCUCUUCCGUUUGCCAAAGCAAGUUCAACUCAAAACCAGUUUAUCAAGCCAGUACAUCAUUCGAACUCAGCCAAACAAUACAUGUCUCUCUACACUGGAGUGUGCAGCCUUUGCACUCUCCAUUGUGGAAAAGGACCAUUGCAUUCAUGAGGUUAUACUACGUCCUCUUCAGGCAUUGUGCUCAUUCCAGCUUCAACAUGGAGCUCAAGUCCAUCACAGUAAGGAACAUCUGAUUAAGAAUGGAUUGUAUGCAAAACCAAUGCCAAAGAAUAAACGUAAACUUAAUAGAAUGGAACGUUUAGUAAAAGAAUAGGAGAUGAGUAUAAUUUUAGUAUGAUAUUAUUUUUCGGAGCGGAGAUUCUCUGACUCCUCAUGGUCUUCUAUCUCUGAAUCUCUGGAUUUUCAUUUCAACUGGACAUCAGUUUCCUAAAGUUUAAUUCCUAGCUGGCUUCUAUUUCUAUUAUCAGUCCUAACAAAUUCACUAGGAACAAAUUUCCUCAGAGCUUUUUCUGUUGUACUUCUAUAAUUUAGGUGCAAAAGUUCAUCAGAAAUCUUAUUUACAUAUUUAGUGGGUUUUCUUCUGAAACUGGGUCAUUGUUAUGGUGCUGCAGUUGGAAGAAAUUCCAGCUCCUCAAUUUUUAGGAAAUUAUUUUGUCUUUUAACAGUGUUCUGCAAUCUUCAGGAACUUAAUGACAGAUCAAUGUAUUAAUGCGGCAUUUUUCUUUAGCCUUGCUGGAAGUUUCCAUGGAAAUAGAUGAUCUUACUCAGGUUUCAUCACAGUCACUGAUUUUAGUCUGGACUACCAAGCCUAUCCUGAAGUUGCCAGAUGGGGCAGUAUCAGCAUCUUCAGAAUUUUCUCCAUUGUUGGAGCUAGUUCUAGGAAUGUAUUUCAACUUUUUCCACUGCCUCUCCCCACCACACCACUCCAAUUCGCUCCCGGCAGGUGCCCUCUACAUAAUUAGAUACUUUAGGAAGGUGAAGAGUGGAAAUCUUGGAUGUACUCCAGAGCACACAUGCUCUUGAAAUGGUUCCAUGCACUUCCAGAGUAUAUAAUGUUGUAUUAGUUACAUUUGCCUUCCUAAUGCAUUGCUCUGUAAUUGAGUUCAUUAUGUAGUUGUGACGUUAGGUGUUUAAAAUGAUCUCCUGAUUCAGAACUCAGUUGUAUUAAUUACAAUUAAAAGUAAAGGUAUAUGGCAUGAACAUUCAAAAGGGUAGUUCUGAGGGUGUUACUUCACUCAAUCCUGCGGAGGUCUAGGGUACCAUGUCUGAUUGAAACUGCAAUAGCUCAAUAUUUAGAACAAAGUCGGAAAGGAAAAUGAAGAAGAGCCUUAUGUGGGAAACCUGUAGCUGGAGAAGACACUUUUUUGCCUGAUCUGAUGUAAGUGGGAAAAUGUGAGAUGACAAUUUAUAUUAGAUGGAGAACUUGAAUCCGCUCCUGCAAUUCUUAAUGAGACUUUGAUGUAAGUUUUGAGACUUGUUUGAACAGAGAGUUGAGGUAAAAAAGAAUCCAGUAAAACAAAACAUAUGUACAUCUACACCACUGCCUUUUGUUGAAUUCCUUAAGUUUUAACUGUGUGUGGCAACGUCCUGUAUUAAGUUGACAAUCAUUUUCAAUGCACUGGAGCAGAAAAAAACUGCUAGAGAAACUCAGUGGAACAAGCAGCAUCUAUGGAGGCAAAGGGAUGGUCCCAAUGCACUGUUAAGUUAGUGCAGUGUUUAAAAGGUCUGCAGUGAAAAUGGACACUGGCAGAGCCUUCAGCAUCCAGAAACAAACUCAAGUAAUUAUUUGACCACAAAUAAAAUAAUUGUGGGAUUAUGUGUAAUGCAAGCUGAGUUUGCAGCUUCAGUUACCAUGUGUUUCGUCGCUGAUACCAAGCGUGCUGUGAGAUAUUUCAAAACCAGUCCAGCACAAGGAAAAGUAUGAUAUUUAGUCGCCCAAGCUGGUCACUUAGCAACUGCCCAGAGAGCUAAUGUGGGGAGCAGUCUGAGAUGAGAAGCUCAUACUGUGAAUCAAGCAAACUGCAAAACAUGGGGACUCUUGCAGAGAAUAAAUUACAAAUGCCUGGUUACCAUUUGUUCAUUUAACCAUCACACCUGUAUAUGAUUGUUUUUCUUUAAAUAUCAUCUCUACUUAUAGGUUGGUUUACUUUAAAAGAUAUGUCUGAUGAAAAUGGAAUUUCCAGAUUUCUUUACAUUAAUCUUUUAUCUAGUAACGAAUGCAGAGACAAAUUUACUAUGAAGUACCACUUUUGUAUUUGUUUUGAAUAAAAUGUUG